Zychaea mexicana is the source of this 549-nucleotide messenger RNA. Its product is annotated as 40S ribosomal protein S30. Bases 82 to 279 code for a protein of 65 amino acids. Gene Ontology annotation, cellular component: cytosolic small ribosomal subunit; ribosome. The transcript has 3 exons. Gene Ontology annotation, biological process: translation. NCBI's taxonomy places the organism in Eukaryota, Fungi, Mucoromycota, Mucoromycetes, Mucorales, Lichtheimiaceae. Gene Ontology annotation, molecular function: structural constituent of ribosome. The record is from RefSeq and is a predicted model, not a curated record.
CUUGUAUAUCUGAGGGACGGAGCAUAUGGGAUCGGUCAGUAGCAAAAUUUUUUGAGCCUCUUUUUUCCACCAAAUUACAUCAUGGGUAAAGUUCACGGUUCGUUGGCCCGUGCCGGUAAGGUCAAGUCGCAGUGCCCCAAGGUUGCUAAGCAAGAAAAGAAAAAGCCUUUGACUGGUCGUGCUAAGAAGAGACAAACUUACAACCGCCGCUUCGUCAAUGUCACCACUUCUUUCGGUGGCAAGCGCAGAAUGAACCCUGCUCCCACCCAGGGCCCUUAAACGAAUCUUUUUGACUACGCCUCUCUCGCAAUACAUCAAACAAGAACGUUGACAAUUUCACUGUAAAUGAUGAAUAAAUCGUUAAUUUUGAAAUGGCCUCGACAACACUUUCUGUUGGUACCACAAUGGGAUAUAGAGUUAUUACUGUGUAAAGAAGCAGUGGUAGCUGUAGUAGGAAGGUGGAUGAAGCAGAUGUGUGUAUGCGUGUAUAUGCUCUACCCGGUGACGUAGUAGGAAUGAAACCUUAAUAUAUACUGCGUAUGUAUGCAC